Cydia pomonella (codling moth) is the source of this 2158-nucleotide messenger RNA. RefSeq lists its product as uncharacterized. The transcript is spliced from 16 exons. The coding region runs from base 206 to 2068 and encodes 620 amino acids. Lineage: Eukaryota; Metazoa; Arthropoda; Insecta; Lepidoptera; Tortricidae. The record is from RefSeq and is a predicted model, not a curated record.
CAAAGGAGACCAGCCAAACUCAAUCGAAGCCGAUGGUCCCGAAGGAGGUCAUCCAAUAAACAAUGCUGAAGGUCCCGAAGGAGAUCAACCAAUAAACGAAUCUGAUGAUACCAAAGAAGACCAACCAAACUCAAUCGGAGCAGAUGACCUAGACAAUCCCAAUGGAUGUUGGAUAUCAUUAAAUGAACAAAGUCAUUUUGCGAAGAUGGGUCAACUGGAGAAAAAGUACAAGGACGUCAGGGAAGCAUACGCAAAGCAGGUAGACUCGCAGCGAUUCAAUGAGAGAAUGCUGGAGGCAUUGGCGCAAAGGAGAGGCAUAGCUGAGCGAGCCCUGCAGAAGUUCGAGGGGAACCCCAACCUGAUCCCCGCUGGCCUCAACCUCGGCAGCUACUGCAUGAUGAGGAUGCCCGGCUCUAUGCUUUUCUUCUACCGCCUGAAGCUCCGGAACAACACGCGGUUCACAGUGAACUUCAUUCACAACGACGUCAAACAACUUACGUUGACGAUGCGGCUGUCCCUUAACGAUCUACACCUGCUCGGUCAAUAUGAGCGCGCGCUCACAUCUAAAGAAGACCCGUCCAAAUUAUACUACAGGCCGAAUAAAGGAGAAGUUGAGUUCUUACUGAAAAAUGUGAACUACAAGGUGGAGGGACGGUACCGGCUUCUCGAUGGCAGGCUUCACAUCGAGCACAUUAUAUCGGAGAUACCGCCUAUGCAGAUACUUAUGCGAUAUACAACAGACACUGAAGGGAAGAGCGUUCCGUUGGAUCCGAAUAGCUUAAAGGAUUACCUGAACAGAAUGCAGACGGACCUCGACCAUUGGAUAAAGGACUACUUUAACGACUUUCUUAUGCUUUACGGCGUUGAAGAGCUUGGGAAAAAUAAGGAAAUACAGGCAUAUGAAAAUGAGAGGACGAUCCUACUAAAUGGAUUCGCGGACCAUGUUACGGGGAUGCUGAAUGGACGUAUGCGAGAAAAAGGACCAAGUCUCAUGAUGCCAGACUUUACACUGAACGCUGCCAAUGGGAUGCAAAUAAGGCUGUACGAUGGUUCUGUUCGCGGUCUAGACACCAUGUACCGGCGAUCCGUCACCACCGGGAAACAUGUCGGCGAGGUGCGCUACGUCAACACCGACAUCGGUUUCGGCGGACUAAAGACGGAGUACAGAUACGAUACGUACGUGAAGACCGGCAUGCCGCCGGUGUCCGGGGUGUUCGUGCUCAACUCCGAAGACAUCAGCGCGCAUAUGGCUCUCCAGAUCGUGGGAUAUAAGCCUUCUGUCCCUGACCUGCUUAUCACCUUCUUGAGACAUGGGAAACCAGAAUCGCUGACGGUUGAGGGACCCGCCAGCAGAAUAAUCGCUAACUUCAAACACCUGUUAGAACAUCACAUCAUUUCAAUUAUGAGCAGCACGCUGAUACACCACAUACGUUCUUUGAGCGCUUUGACAAAGUGUGAUCCUAAACUUCCUGUCAAAGACUAUGAAGAUGGUAGAGAAAAAAUUGAUACACAAACUGAAAAAAUAAUAACUGAAGAUUAUGGAGACUACGAUAUAACUACACCAAUGAAAUCUGAUGAUGACGAGGCUACUGAAAUGCCAGAUAAUAACGAUGAUGAGAAUAGUCCUACUGAACUGCCAGAUAAUAACGAUGUUGAUGAACCCACUCCAGAUGAUAACGAUGAUAAUGAACCAUCUGAACCGACAGAGAAUGAUAGUGAUUUUGAACCUACUGAACAACCAGAUAAUGAUGAACCAACUGAAGAACCACAAUAUUCUGAAGACGAUAGCACUAUUGAACCGGCGUAUCCUACAGAUGACGACAGCAAAAAACCAGAGUAUGCAUUUGUUAGAAAAGAAAGCGUAGAAUUAGAAAUACCGCCAAAAGAUGGUGCAGAAAAAGGAGAGUCAUAUAAAAUCGAUCAUAAUGAAACAUUCAGUCUAACAAAAUUAAAUCAUGCUAAUGAAGGUGAUAGAGAAGUACUGGCUGCUGAUAAUGUUGAAAAACCAAAAAACGACUAUCGCGGUAAGGUAGUAAAGCUUAUGGCGAGCGACGGCGAUUCAAACUGAUCUAGCACAAUAUUCCGAAACUUAAUGUAACUAGUAUAUUUGUACUAAAUGUGUAAUCUUUUUUCAACAUAAAAUAGCAUUUACGAUUUA